AUGAUAGAUCUACGUGCCAUUUGUCAAUAUUAUGAGGACUCUCAGGGAUCUGUGAUUAAUAUACCGUGAGAAGGUGAUCCUUGUUCUUAUAUUAGGUGCAGUAAGCCAUUUUGUUUCCUUGGUUGCAUUGAAUUCUUAACCUCAAUGCUAAUGCUCUCUUUCUCUGUUGUCUUUCCAGGAUUGGCUUGAAUUGAUAACAGGAAAACUGAAACUCAUGCAUGGGAAUUGAGUCAUUGACCUCUCUCCAGCAACCAACCAUGUAUCCCUCCACCAUUGCAUCAAAAAACAAUGAACCAGCAACUGAAGAAGAUUUUGGUGACAUUGACGAAGACAACCUCUUCAGCCUUGGAAGCUUAGCUCCUACUAAUCUUCAGAAGCUCCAUCAACAAGAGGAUUAUGGUUUUGAUGCAUACUUGAAUUUUCCGAUGGAGAUGGAGAAGCAGAUAUCAGUGGAUCCAGCAUCAAUCAAGGGAAUAACAAAGGUUAACAACAACCAUUAUAAGCCUAAGUUCAUCAGUGCCAGCCUCCCAUGUUCAACGAGCUCAUCACCUCGUUCUGAUUCAGUAUUGAUCAAGAGCAUGAUGAAAUGGAAGGGUCACAAUCAGACAUCUCUCUUUUCUCGCCAGCGUUCCACUGCAUUGCACAGAUCAUCACUGCAACAAAGCACAAACUUACGCAAAAGUAAGUCUUGUGGUGAAGGGAGAUCAUGCAUGCCAUCUGAUGAGUUUGUUGAUAUCUUGUCAAGGAGGUUCAGCUUUCAACAGCAGCCUUCAGAGAAUGGAGUUCAAGUUCUUUACGAAUGCAAAGAUGAUGAUGAUGAUGUUAAGGACUGUAACAAGGAUCAAGAAUAUGAAGUAGAAAAAGAAGAAGAAGAAGCAGAACCACAUGUUGAAGAAGAAAGCUUCAAAUGUGGCGCAUUGUGCUUGUUCUUGCCAGGUCUUUCAAAGAAGAAGUCAGCAAUGCCAGCCAUUAAAAUGAGAGAAGAUCAAGUAAGUGUGGCUUCCAGGGUUGUCUCCCUUGAAAAAUUUGAAUGUGGGUCAUGGUCUUCUUCUCCUGUGUUGCAUGGUGAUGAAAAUAGUGAAAGUAUUAGGUCUUAUUUUGAUCUGCCAUUGGAGCUGAUAAAGAGCUCUGCAAAUGAAGCCAACUCUCCAGUUAAGGCAGCCUUUCUGUUUGACAAAGAUAGGAAGGGGGUACUGAAGAAGUGCUCAUCAAGGUCAGCCCCAAGGAAGUCUCAUGAAUCAUCAAACCGUCAUGUUAGGUUCUCUACUUCAGCUCCAAUGUCUUACCCCCCAUCUCCAACCUCUGCCUGCAUAACUCCCAGGCUUCUCAAAGCCAGAGAAGAUUUCAAUGCUUUCUUAGAAGCUCAGAGUGUUUGACUUUCUGGUUCCUUCCUAUCAAUGAUGCGGUCUGAAUCAAAUUGUAUUAACGUGUCAGUUGAUUGUAACACCGAGUAAAGAUGCACGGAGGUAGUGACACGAAGCCAAAAAGUGGGACCCACGCGUGUUGUCCAUUAGUCCCACUUCUCGUGAUUAUUUCAAUCCAACCUGGCGCAUCUGUAUUUUUUGUCAAUUGAGUUAUAGCCGACAACACUCAACAAAUGUCGCCAGAUAAUGAUCUCCUCAAUCCUCA
Dioscorea cayenensis subsp. rotundata (Guinea yam) is the source of this 1629-nucleotide messenger RNA. RefSeq lists its product as uncharacterized. The record is from RefSeq and is a predicted model, not a curated record. Gene Ontology annotation, cellular component: chloroplast thylakoid membrane. The transcript is spliced from 2 exons. The coding region runs from base 219 to 1376 and encodes 385 amino acids. Gene Ontology annotation, biological process: response to photooxidative stress; photosystem I assembly. Lineage: Eukaryota; Viridiplantae; Streptophyta; Magnoliopsida; Dioscoreales; Dioscoreaceae.